UACUCCGAGAGUACCAUGCUGAGUACCAGUAGCUCCAGCAGCAGCAGAGAAGCAGCUUCGGCACAAUGAAGAUCAAACGACAGAAGCAGGCGAAGAAAACCAUCAGCUUUUACAAGUACAACUUUGGUUUUCGGGAACCUUUUCAAAUAUUGAUCGAUGGGACUUUCUGUCAAGCAGCGUUGAAGAAUAAGAUCCAAAUCAAAGAGCAAAUGCCCAAGUACUUUAUGGGAGAAGUCCAACUUUGCACCACAAACUGUGCACUGAAGGAACUUGACAGUCUUUCAAAAGACCUGUAUGGAGCUAAACUCAUCUUGCAGAGAUUUCAGGUACGGAGGUGUAAACACAGCAAAGAGCCCGUCUCUGCAUCCCAGUGCCUGCUGUCAAUGCUCGGACAGACAAAUCCACAUCACUACUUUGUUGCGACACAGGAUCGAGAGUUGACAGCAAGCCUGAUGGAGAUUCCUGGCGUUCCUCUGCUCUAUAUAAUCCAAAACACCAUAGUGCUGGAGAAACCCUCGGGGCGUUCUCAGAAGCACGUGGAAGCAGUACAGCUGGGUGAGCUGGUGAGCCCGACCGAGCAGCAGAGCCUCCAGAACCUGAAAGCCGAGCAGGGCCUCAGCAAGGAUGGGGAGGAGAGGCGGGGAAAAAAACGCAAGAGGAAAUCGGGCAACCCCAACCCCCUGAGCUGCCUGAAAAAGAAGAAGAAACCAAUGCCGCAGCACCCCAAAAAAACAGACGAAGAAAAAAAGAAGAGGAGCAGGCACAGGAAAAGGAAACCUGCUGAUCUGACUGUCAGUGUGAAUGCAAGCACUUCCAGUGCUCAGUCAUGACUUGUUUUCUUCCCCUCAGCCCUGUGCAAAUGCUGUGAUGCUAUAGACUGAAUGUUUAAAAGUCCAUGUGUUUUCCAUAGGCACCCAAGUUUUCUGUUAAACCAUUUAUUAAGGUUAGAUGUCAAAUAAACAGCUGUAGCUUAUGUUUUCA
Molecule: messenger RNA, 981 nt
Organism: Colossoma macropomum (tambaqui)
Lineage: Eukaryota; Metazoa; Chordata; Actinopteri; Characiformes; Serrasalmidae
Gene: utp23
Product: UTP23 small subunit processome component
Exons: 4
Coding region: 66-830 (254 amino acids)
Cellular component (GO): nucleolus; small-subunit processome
Molecular function (GO): small ribosomal subunit rRNA binding
Source: RefSeq, a predicted model, not a curated record